AUGGCGCAGCCCGGUCAAAACUUCGUCUACAUUUGUAGGAAUUGUCGACGAAAUAUUUCGAGUUCGAGCUGGGCCAAAUCGGCGCGGUCAUUCAGCACCACCCGCUCGAGAUCAAAAGUAAUACCAUCUUUCAAUCAGACGUCCAAUCCCGAGUUCGAUGAUCUCCUCCUCACAUGGCGCCAAAAAGUCUUCAUGCCGGCUGCGUUGGAAAACCACCAUCGCGAUCUCAUUUACAAGGCUUCGCGGCAUGGCACUCUCACCAAGGAACCCGGAGUCACGGUAACAAUGGACGACGAUGAGAAGAUCCAGCUGGAACCAAUACAUUUUUAUGACAAGCCGAAUGUUCACAAAAGUAUCCUCAAGUUAGUAAAAUUUCUCGGACGAAACCACAACGACACAGAUUGGGACAAUCUGCCCCCAUUCCUCCAUGGAUCGGUCAUGGCCAAAAUCAAACUCCCAUCUCGGUUUUAUCAGCAAAUCACCCGCAAAGCCUGUGAAGUGGGCAAAGAGCGAAUCAUUCUACGGUGUGCAGAGAAACCGUCUGAAACGGGCGUCAAGCUCUCGCGAGAGGGCGUGGCUCGAGAGUUGAUGCUAGGCUUCCACAACCGUGCGGCUCUGGCGAAUUUCCAGGGCGGUGAACUUGAGGCAGCUUCGCGGCGAGCCGAAUAUGUUGCACGAAUGCUGGAAGAUGAAGAGCAUGGAGGUGGCAAGCUGACGAUAGGUGAAGUGGACGCGAGAAAAGAUCCGGUCGUUCUGGCGGUAUUGUUGGAACUAGCUGCAGCAAAAGCAGUCUAUGCUCAUGGUGGCCAGGACCUGGAGGGAAAAGUCGCCAACUAUGCGACCAAGCUGCUUCACCUGGGUCGCCAAAGUUUACAUUCCCACCUCGAGCGACAGAAAGAGGUAGAGAGAACAAAUCUUGCGUUGGCAGAACUGUUGCCGGUACAGAAUGCGAUGAAAUGGGCUCUGAAGAUCGAAUCUGUCAAGAAUGCGGAGUUGGGGAAGCAGUUGCAGGCUGAACUGAGUGGAUUGACCAGGGUAGUGGAGAGCACGGUGCAAAGUAUUCGGGAGAAGGCGGGAGACAAGUCAAGAAGAAGUUUGAUCAUGUAUGAUCAGCUUCGUGAGCAGGAACAGAAGACAGCUUCUUGA
Fonsecaea multimorphosa CBS 102226 is the source of this 1146-nucleotide messenger RNA. RefSeq lists its product as uncharacterized. Lineage: Eukaryota; Fungi; Ascomycota; Eurotiomycetes; Chaetothyriales; Herpotrichiellaceae. The transcript is spliced from 2 exons. Bases 1 to 1146 code for a protein of 381 amino acids. The record is from RefSeq and is a predicted model, not a curated record.